GUCAUAGAUGUCACUGAACUAAAAUUAACCGCCGACUCCCCGUCAAGCGCCGCCACCAACUUUGAAGGCCUUGUUGGCUUGCGACACAUCGAUAUACUAUAGGUAUUGGCUUGUACAGAUCCGUCUUGCCCGCCGUCUUUAAACCAGCCAAAAAGGAAAAAAUAGAGACGUAAAAAAAAAUAGAUAUCUCACACCAAGAGACAGAAAAACACCGGCACCUUUCAAAGACAAAGAUAUUUUUACGUCUACGUUAAUACGGCCAUUCUCUUUACGGGAACGAAAAGAUGGCUAUUUGUAUUACAUUUGGGACUCAAGAAUUUACGUCGCGCCUUAAGGGAUAUGAAAAUGUCACUGCACAAUGCCAUAAUUGCGGGAAUUGGUCUGCUCAUUGCGUCACGAGAUGGCCUUGGUUUACAGUUUGCUUCGUUCCUGUUCUUCCUCUAUCGACUCACAAAUAUAAGGAGGUUAUCUGCCACGUUUGCCGCUUCGCACAAGAUCUAAGCAAUCGACCUGAUGUUGAAUCGCAAGCAGGUGGGGCUGCACCACCACCCGGACCAUAUCAAGGGCACCCUGGCUGGGGCCCUCAGGGUCCAGGAGCCUCGGGGGCACUAGGACAACAGCAGCCAGGUUACGUGUAUAAAUAG
This is a messenger RNA of Histoplasma capsulatum G186AR, 644 nucleotides long. RefSeq lists its product as uncharacterized. The coding region runs from base 285 to 644 and encodes 119 amino acids. The transcript has 7 exons. The record is from RefSeq and is a predicted model, not a curated record. NCBI's taxonomy places the organism in Eukaryota, Fungi, Ascomycota, Eurotiomycetes, Onygenales, Ajellomycetaceae.